CCGGCAACAAAAUAGACGGCAACGUCGCCCGGCAGGCCUCUAGCCAAAAGCCGGCCCGGGCUUGCCUCGUAGGCCAGCAGGAGCCAGUUCAGUUACGUAUCUAACUUCGUCGCCGGGCGUCUUCUGGCGUAGAAAAUCGCCGCCGACUCGAUCCUAUCGAUAUUUCGAGCCCUUCCGGUACGAUCGGAUUGAAAUUUUCAAAGAAACUCGGUCUGAUUUUUAUAGGUUUUGAAAGUCGAGUCGUUUGAAGGCGGCUCGACGGACCAUAUUAGUGCGUAUUUUAUUUAGCGGAUAUUUACUAUUUAGAUGGAUCUAUAAAUUUACUAUUGGCUUAGAUGGUACCCAGUGUUCUAGUUAAGUGUACAAAAAUGGAUAAUAAUUGAACAAUGUGACUGUUUAUUUUUUUGUUUGUGAUGCAGUGGUAACGCUACAUUUAAAGGAUAACCAUCAGGAAUUUAAUCGCAGAUACGGCCACAGAGCAACGAAAAAACAAUGAGAGGGGCAUAAAAGUACUGCGCAGCUCUGGUACGGUAGCCGGGCGCAGUGGCGUGCUGCGGGGAUGGCGCUGGCGGCCGGCAGGUGACUGGCGGUGCAGCGGCCGGACGCAGACGUCACAGUGGCGCACCGGCCGCGCACCGUCGUUGCGGUCUGUGCUGGACGCUGGUGACGCGCGCGCUGCGUCGCGCAGUUUGCGGCGCCGGGAGCCGGCGAUCGUCCAGCGAUUCGUAUCAGGAGUUGCAGCCUGCGCAGCAUCCCGAAGAAGAACAAGUGCCAGCUGGAGAAAAUGGCAUAUCGAUCGAUUUCGACGCUGGAAACGUUACCUAUAUUCCCAUCAAUGUUCCAGCAGAGGUCUCGCCGCGUCAGCGCUCCUUUUCCAAAGAAGACUGGAUCCUGCUGGAAACUAUGGGUACCCUACCGUUGCCCCAUAGUUCCGGCAAAUUCCUGACGAUGCACAAGCGCAGGCGCAAACGACUUACGACACGCAACCUCUUCCAAGACCACGCUAUACUUGAUGACAUUCAUCACGGACUGGUUCAGCGAAUUUUGGACCGAUGCAGCGCGUGGGCGUUCAACGCUUUCACUCUGGAAACUGUAGCCGGUGGCCGAUCACUGCCCGUACUUUGCGUACACUUAUUCCACUGGUACGGUUUACUAGAACAUUUUCAGCUAGAUGUGGUACGCGUCUGGAAAUUAUUCACUCUUAUAGAGGAAGGGUACCACAGUACGAACCCUUAUCACAAUUCGAUUCACGCGACUGAUGUAACUCAAGCAAUGCACUGUUUCCUGCAGGAGGAAAAGAUCAGGCGACACAUGACUCCGCUCGAAAUAAUGGCGUCACUCAUCGGUGCUGUCGCUCACGAUCUGGACCAUCCUGGAGUCAAUCAACAUUUUCUCAUCACCACUUCGAAUCAUUUGGCUAUUUUAUAUCAGAACAUGUCAGUAUUGGAAAAUCACCAUUGGCGAUCGGCCGUCGGUUGUCUAUUGGAAAGCGGCGUCGCAGAACAAUUGUCGCCUUACAGAAAUGAACUCGAACAACAAAUAAGGGACCUAAUUCUGGCCACCGACAUCAACAGACAACAAGAAUUUCUAAACAAAUUCAGAAAACACAUAGACGAUAACACGUUGGACUUAAGACUACCCGAAAACCGUCAAUUUAUAUUGCAAAUCGCCCUCAAGUGUGCGGACAUUUCAAAUCCUACAAGACCUUGGGACAUAUCGCACAAAUGGUCAUUGAAAGUAUGCGACGAAUUUUUCCGGCAAGGCGAAUUCGAACGCGAACUGGGCCUGCCUGUAACAUCGAUUUGCGACCAACAAUCAACUUCUAUUGCGAAAAUACAAGUCGGUUUCUUUCGUUUUGUCGUAACACCGUUAUUUUCGGAAUGGCAUCGGUUUCUGCGCAGCACAUUGUCGACGCACAUGAUCGAAACGCUCAACUCGAACCGCAGGCGGUGGGAGGAGCAAGAACGCGCCGAACAAGCCGAAGAAACGCAAACUGAACUCAGCGACGCAGAACCGGAAAUCAGCGAAGACGAAGAACCAACGAAACGAUCGUCAGAGGCUAGUACUAGUUUGCACGAUUUCAUUCCACCGCCUCCUCCUUCGACGAUUACGGCACGAAGACAAUCCUUGGCAGUACCGACGCUGGAAUCUUUAGGGGUACGACGGCAUUCGGUUCCAGUUCACAUGGAAAUACCUCCUGGAUCUCCGCAACGACAUCAACCGGUACUUCCCAGAACGAUUUAUAGAAGAGAAAGCUUGCCAGCUUCAGCUACCAUUAGGAUUUCACAAGGUAGAUCACCUGUAUCGCCUCAAACUGAAUCCAGAGCUUCCAGCGGACUAAGAGAAGAAGACGAAUUGUUACAUUACGGAUCUCAAUCUUCAGUUGUAAGCAGUGGAAGUCCAUAUCAUUCAUCAGAAGAACAUCCAGAUCGUCCUUUGAGUGCAGAAAACCUCUUGCCAGAACCAUCAAUAGCCUCGAUGAGUAGUAGCGCGGCCAUUCGUCAUUUGACUUCGGUACUGCAUGGUGCAACAGACAGAGCCUCUGGACCGUCAAAAUGUCUCACCAGGCAGCAAACGUUUCCGCCACCUCAGCCGUUCAUGCGGGUGAGAUACAUGAGCGCUACUGUGGAAAUGAGUACUUGUCCCGAGGGCGAUACUUCGUCGCAAAGUUCGCACGAGAAUUUGUCGCAACAUCAGCCCGCUAGCUAUACUAUACCGGCGAUAGCUGUGUUGAGUCCGAAUAAUAGUCGGCCGCCUGAUUUGCUUUUGCCUGGUGAAUCCAAAAGUUUUAGCAAUAACAACAAAAGGGAAACUGAUAUAACGGGAAGUGAGAAGGACAAGGAGAAACGAGUCAAGUUGUCGGAAAGUAGCGGGUCGUUUUGCGAAAAGGAAAACAUGGAUCCAAGGAAAUUACAAACAGCUCAAAGUACACCAAGAAGAGGAUCCGCACCAGUAUCCUUGCCCUUAUCCAAGCCGGAAUCCUCUGCAGGCGGAGGAUUCAGCGCUUCCGAGGUGCAGGCGUUGCGCAGAGGCUCGGUACCAAUCGAAUUGGUACACCAUUUCAGAAGUUUCGAUGAAGACAACGGAAACGAACAACCGUCAUCGGGUCACAUACGCAACAUCACUCCAGUGGAAACGAACCGGACAUUUUGGCUCUACCAAAGACGCGGUUCCGCUCCGGUCGAUCUACCGCCGAGCGGAAAUCGCUACGAGUUUACUCGUCAUACUAGUCUAAACGGCAAGGCAAGCAGAGGUCGUAGCAAUAAGAAACAGUUGCGCAGGCGCAGCAGUGGCGGACCGGAAACGGUGACCGGCGAGGGCGGGGCUUCGGACGUGCUGGCACGGUUCUGCGCACAAGCCCAACUGCACCGACGCCCCUCGGAGAGUCCCGAUGCGCUGCUGGCUCGGCGCCGCGGCUCUUUGCCGCUCGAAGUACUCGCCGUCGGUCACUCAGGAAAUAGGCCACAUCCUAUAGGAAAUAGUUGUUUGUUAAAAAACGGAGGUGAAUAUUUUGGGGCUGAAAUGUGUAAGGCCUAA
Messenger RNA from Ceutorhynchus assimilis (cabbage seed weevil), 3537 nucleotides. NCBI's taxonomy places the organism in Eukaryota, Metazoa, Arthropoda, Insecta, Coleoptera, Curculionidae. The record is from the annotation of a GenBank genome assembly.